GGCCCAUGAAUUAUUAUUUACGCAUAAACGAAAACAAAAACAACGUCGAAAUGGAGGGAGGAGGUGCCGCGGCCCAGCAGGCAGACACGGAGAUGGAAGAGGCACCAUCAGACCCUCAGCAGCCAUCGGCGGCUCCUCAGGCGGCGGGGAUCGAGAACAUCCCGGCGACGUUGAGUCACGGGGGACGAUUUAUUCGGUACAACAUAUUUGGGAACAUAUUCGAAGUGACGGCGAAGUAUAGGCCGACUAUUAUACCCAUCGGGGAAGGGCGCAUACGGCAUCGUUUGAUUUUUUAUUAAGGUAUUUGGAGCUGUUACAUGUUGAAGAUAAGUUAAAUUUGUGGCUGUUUGCUUCAAUAUAAGCUAAGAUGAAGAAAAAGAAUAUUUUUAAAAGGUAAAAAGUUAUCAAAACUGAACUUUUAUGUAGCAGUUUUUUAAAACAAGUAGUUUGACGGGU
Mangifera indica (mango) is the source of this 456-nucleotide messenger RNA. Its product is annotated as mitogen-activated protein kinase 6-like. The transcript has 2 exons. The record is from RefSeq and is a predicted model, not a curated record. Bases 6 to 299 code for a protein of 97 amino acids. Lineage: Eukaryota; Viridiplantae; Streptophyta; Magnoliopsida; Sapindales; Anacardiaceae.